This is a messenger RNA of Vanrija pseudolonga, 2253 nucleotides long. RefSeq lists its product as uncharacterized. NCBI's taxonomy places the organism in Eukaryota, Fungi, Basidiomycota, Tremellomycetes, Trichosporonales, Trichosporonaceae. The coding region runs from base 42 to 1901 and encodes 619 amino acids. The transcript is spliced from 3 exons. The record is from RefSeq and is a predicted model, not a curated record.
CUCGCAACUCUCGACACGUUGAACAUUAUACAACUACCACAAUGCUCCCAAUCCCACCCCACGCGUCGUCGCCCUCGGCCUCGUCGCACACCUACCACCACCCUACCACCUCCCAUCGGCGCACAAUGUCGACUCCGGUCUGGCAACAAUAUUACUGGCCACCAUCUUACUAUCACAACCACUACCCACCACUACCACCACCACAGCCUGCCGAGCUCCCGGUACAGUCCUCGCCCGCUGCCAACCCCAAGGCCAGCCUCUUACAUCCGAGCUUCCUCCCCCCGUGCGAGCACGGCAAGGAAGGCGAGAUGCACGCACAUGCCUUUGACCUCCUCUCUCUCGCUGGCGGCCCCAACUCGUCGCCGCCCAAGACACCCAAUGGCGCCGAGGUCGCCGGCUCUGUCCCGGCGACAUCAUAUCUGUCUACCACUCGUCCGGUUAAUGGCACGGCGGCGACCAACGGAAGCGCCGCGUCUGCGGCUGCUACUGCAUCGCCGGCUGCCAAGCCGCGUCGCAUGAGCUCGUCCACCACCGGCGUCCUCGGCCGCGGCAAGCUCGGCCUCAUGGGCGACUCUGGGCUGGAAAAGUCGCUCGCCCGUCCUACCCUGUCGUCGUCGUACUCGACCGGCGCCACUCCCAUCCCCGGCAGGAGGCUCUCGAGCGCCACGGGCGGCGGAGGCUCGCCACAAUUGUUCGACUUUGCCAAAACGGACCGACGCCCAACGGCGGUCCGUGCCAACUCUCGUACCACGAUUGCCGCCUCACUUCCUUCUCGGGGAAUUGCAGGGGGCACUGCACGUGUGCAGGCCCCACCCACGGUCCAGACCGACGACAUGGAGCUUGACAUGGAGUUUGACGGCGACGACGACGAUGACGACCGCUCGGGCGGCCGCAGUGGCAGUGCCGAGCUCGACAUGGACAUGGAGGACGAUGCCGAGCCCACCGACGAGCUCAAGCCAGAGUGGGAGAAGCUCGCCCUCGGCACUGGCUCGGGCGGCAUCAAGGGCAGGAGAAAGGGCAUGGUCUUCAAGUGCGAGAGCUGCUCAAAAGAGUACCGCCACCCCUCGUGUCUCGUCAAGCACCGUUGGGAGCACAGUCCCCAUUGGCGCGAGCCCACUCAGAUAAGCAUGAGCAAGCACCAGCAGGUCCAGAUGCUCGAGGCGGCCGCCAUUCUUGCGCACAUGGACCCCACCAACGCCCAGGGCAGGUCGCUCCCUACCGACAAGUCGCUCUGGCCUGCCAUUCUCUCGCCCCGCGGCGACAAUGCGUUGCUCAAGUCGGCGCGCUCGGCCGCCCGCGACCUUCCCAAGGUUUCGCACUCGCCUGCUGGCUCGACCGUGCCUCCUCUCACGCCUUCAUCAUUGCGUGACUCGGCCACGUUUGGCAGUGUCAAGGACAGGAAAUCAAGCCCUGGCUCUGACUCGACGUCUUCCGACUCUUUCACCCAGAACGGCCUGUCGCCCGCGCCGAGCUCGCUCGGCCUCAAGGCGGCCAAUGGCCACUCCAAGCCCGUUGGUAUCAACGGCAGCGACGGUCGCCGCUCGUCCGUGUCGUCGGCUCCUGGCCCCGGCACCCCCCACUCGGCUGGCUCGCUCCCCGACAUGGCUGGUCUCCACUUUUACACUGGUACCACGCCUGUUGGCACGAGCCCGCUCCCCAACCGCGGCCUCCCACUAUCACUCACUGCCAGGGCUGGCAUGAUUGGUGGUGGCAUGUUUGGCCGCAACGCGACCAACUUCAAGGUUCCCGACUCGGGCCUUCGCGGCGGUGUCGCCGAGGACGACGAGGACGACGACCUGUCGUUUGGUCUUGGAGGCCGUGCCAAGUCGUCAUCCGAAGAGGCCGACGAGAGGAGGCGCGAGGACGACUCUGGCUUUGAGAUUGAGAACAUGGAUCUCUAGUGGAGAGUCGGUCUUGGAGAUUUCACAAAUCUCGGGUCGACUCGGUUCUCGAGCUCACACACACGCGGAUCUCUGGUGUCUUGUCGCCAUCGCAAAUCAAUCCUGUUGUCACCAUCCUCGAUAUCCGUUUGGACCGCCACCCCUUGGGCAUUUUCGUUGUUUCCCUCGACUGAAGGUAUAAACAUCUGUUUGAUCAAACUCGCAUAGCAAGUUGUACAACACUAUGGCCUGGGGCCGCGUCGUCGCGCCGUGAGCGGGACGAGGCGGCCAGAGGCUGUACGGAGGGGAGGUCGGAGGAGUGGACCCUCAUUGGAAGAAGAAGCAAGCAAGCAUGCAUGACGUAGAAUAAGUA